GGGAUUAGGGAGAAAACGGGAGAGACCGCCCCUCCCGCCGUGCGGAGUUUCCGUCGCGAUCGAACCACAACGGAGGCGGUAGUGAACGCGGUCGCUUCGGGGCGCGGCGCAUUAUCGAGUACCAAAUAAUUAGACAUGGAGCUAAAAGGGAAGGUAGCCCUCAUCACCGGCGCCGCGGCCGGCAUCGGCCUCGCUUACAGUCAGGAGUUGCUCAAACAAGGAGCCAAGGUUGCACUUUGUGAUAUCGACUCGGAAAUUGGCGAGCAGGUGGUCGACGAUCUCGGUUCCAAGUAUGGACGGAAGAACGUGCUGUUCUGCCGCUGUGACGUCACCGACUAUCCCCAAUACGAGGAGGCGUUCGAGAUGACAAUGGAAGUGUUUAAUCGCUUGGACAUAGUGAUCAACAACGCGGGAGUAAUGAACGACCGAUUCUGGGAAUUGGAGGUUGACGUUAAUUUAAACGGCGUAAUACGCGGUACUCUACUGGCUUACCGCUUCAUGAGUAAGGACCGCGGCGGCCAGGGCGGCACCAUCGUGAACACGGCGUCCACUGCGUUCACCAGGCCUCAGGUCUCCACGCCCAUCUACACUGCAACCAACUACGCUAUCGUGGGAUUGACCAGGGCUUAUGGGGAUCAGUACCACGUCAAUUUGACUGGAGUGCGGAGUAUGGUGAUUUGCCCCGGCCUAACCGACACUGGUCUCGUCAAGGAGAUCCGUAAGCAGCUCAUGUCGUCGGAGUACGAGGCAGCUUGGCAGAGGGAUAAUGCUAGCUGCAAAAUUCAGAGCUCUGAGCACGUGGGCCGUGCGUUAGUGGAGAUUUUGGCAAAGGGUCAAAGCGGCUCUGUAUGGAUCGUGGACAAUGGAACACCAGCGCGGGAGUGGCGCGGUUAAGUCUGUCGUGAAAACCCCUUUAUUUUAUCACAACUAUGCGUAUAAACGCAUUUUCCAUUGUGGGUCGAGACGAUUUAGGAAGCUCAUGGAUUGAUUGGUGAAAAUUGUAGGAGACUUAUGAAAAUGAGAAGGACAUAAGGAAUGGCUAUAUUAUACUCAGAUGUGACCCCUUGCUUAUUUAGUAUUAAAUUUUUUACCUCUUUUAUACCCUCCCACGUCCCAAUAUUUCGAUAUCUCAAUGGAAACUAUUACUAAGGCCACAUUCAGACAUACAUUUGAACAAUGUGAAUGUGCUUAGUAUUUUCUUAUGUUAAAAUCUAAGUCACUUAGAAAUUGGGGCAUAUAAUGUAAGCUCAAGGAAUACGAUAGGAUAGGAAACGCUUCUAAUAUACUUAUGGAUUAUGGAUGAAUCCUUUUUACUUCAUGUAUGUUUAAUUGGACUUACAUAACACGUAGUAGAGGAAUGGUCGUGGUUGUGUAAAUAUUUCGUUCACCUAGUCGGUAAAGCCUACCAGCGUAAGGCAUUAUAUUUUUUAAGAUAUACUUUUAAAACCAAAAUAAUAUGUAAUAUAAAAUGUCGUAUGUCGUGAUAUAUAUUGUGUACUUUAAUCAAUUGUAAUGAAUACUUAUAUUGUAUACAAACAAGUAUGUAUUUAAGUAUGUGCAUACUUUGUAUUUUAACUGCUUGGAAAAUGUAAGUUACGGAUGUCAAACAUUUUGGUUUUAUAAUGACGAACUGCCUGCAGUAAUUGGUAGCCAUUAGAUGCGCCAGGUGAGCAUGUUACUGUAGGCAGGUCGCAUGUAUGUGUCCUCCAAAGAUUGUAAGAUUGUUUUCGAUGUUUUUAUAAACAUUUUGUAUGACAUUUGUUGAUUUAUUUGAUGACAUCAAAAGCUAUGCUAUUUUGCUUAUUUGCAAUAAAAUUGAGAAUUAAA
This is a messenger RNA of Spodoptera frugiperda (fall armyworm), 1827 nucleotides long. Its product is annotated as 15-hydroxyprostaglandin dehydrogenase [NAD(+)]-like. Gene Ontology annotation, cellular component: cytoplasm. The transcript has 6 exons. NCBI's taxonomy places the organism in Eukaryota, Metazoa, Arthropoda, Insecta, Lepidoptera, Noctuidae. The record is from RefSeq and is a predicted model, not a curated record. Bases 136 to 894 code for a protein of 252 amino acids. Gene Ontology annotation, molecular function: oxidoreductase activity, acting on the CH-OH group of donors, NAD or NADP as acceptor.